Molecule: messenger RNA, 1029 nt
Organism: Diospyros lotus (date-plum)
Lineage: Eukaryota; Viridiplantae; Streptophyta; Magnoliopsida; Ericales; Ebenaceae
Exons: 6
Biological process (GO): DNA integration
Molecular function (GO): nucleic acid binding
Source: RefSeq, a predicted model, not a curated record
AUGCCUGUGGCUCAAUGGAUUCCCAAAUCAGAACCAUUGGGUUCUCUGAACAAUGAGGAGUCACAAUCUGAUAACACCUCACCCAUACCUGAAAUGAAACCUUUGCCAAGUGAGUUAAAAUAUGCAUUUCUAGGUGAUGAGAACACACUCCCCAUAGUCAUCUCUUCAAUUUUGACAUCCCAACAGGAAAUAGCUGUUGACUAUGUGUCCAAGUGGGUAGAAGCAAUCCCAACAAGAACAAAUGAUCAUCGGGUUGUAAUGAAGUUUUUGAAAAAAAAUAUUUUUAGUAGGUUUGGAAUGCCUAGGGCCAUCAUAAGUGAUGGAGGUUCUUAUUUAUGCAACAAACCAGUGGCUGAAUUAAUGAGAAAAUAUGGAGUAGUCCAUAAGGUUGCAACCUCAUAUCACCCUCAAACCAAUGGCCAAGCUGAAUUGGCCAAUAGGGAGAUCAAAAGGAUUUUAGAGAAAACAGUCAAUUCUAACCUCAAGGAUUGGUCCUUGAGGUUGAUUGAUGCACUUUGGGCCUAUAAAACUGCAUACAAGACCAUUCUAGAUAUUCGUUGGCUGAUCGAAGCAAAAGUUCAAUUAGCUGGGAAGAGUAGUUUUGCGAAGAAACGAAGAGCUAAAAGUGUGAAUGGUUAUCACAAGUGUGCUUGUUGGACCUGUAACACUCGAUGCAAAUCUGUGGGGUUUACGUCCGUAAAUCGAGAAGAUAAAAUUAGUUUCAUAAAGGAUGGACUGGCUGCACUUUUUGGAAAAUCAUAUGUGGUAGGUGUAAUGCCAAUCCCUUUGGCUGAACCACGUAUUUCUGGGACUACACGCGGUCAACUUGUAGAAACGACUUCUAUGUCUGAGCGCAUAGCUUGUAAGAUUUAUCAGUCAAACGCCUUCAUCGGUUUACCUGGACUUUUAAAUGUUAACCAUUUUUUCGAUGGGUUGCUCUCUUUUAUUGAUCAGGCUAUGAACCAACAGUUCAUUUCUCCUUCAGCAAGAAAGAUUCUUAUUUCUGCAUCCACCAUCGAGGAGCUGCUA